UUCGACGCACCGGCCUACUGACUGGUGUGGCCAUGGGCCGCCGCCCGGCUCGCUGUUACCGGUAUUGUAAGAACAAGCCGUACCCGAAGUCUCGCUUCUGCCGAGGUGUCCCUGAUGCCAAGAUCCGCAUCUUUGAUCUGGGUCGAAAGAAGGCAAAAGUGGAUGAGUUCCCGCUCUGUGGCCACAUGGUGUCUGAUGAAUAUGAGCAGCUCUCCUCUGAAGCCCUGGAGGCCGCCCGAAUUUGUGCCAACAAGUACAUGGUGAAAAGUUGUGGCAAAGAUGGCUUUCACAUCAGAGUGAGGCUCCAUCCCUUCCAUGUCAUUCGCAUCAACAAGAUGUUGUCCUGUGCUGGGGCCGACAGGCUCCAGACCGGUAUGCGAGGCGCCUUUGGGAAGCCUCAGGGGACGGUGGCCCGAGUCCGCAUUGGCCAAGUCAUCAUGUCCAUCCGCACCAAGCUUCAAAACAAGGAGCAUGUGAUUGAAGCUUUACGCAGAGCCAAGUUCAAGUUCCCUGGCCGCCAGAAGAUCCAUAUCUCCAAGAAGUGGGGCUUUACCAAGUUUAAUGCUGAUGAAUUUGAAAACAAAAUGGCUAAGAAGCGCCUCAUCCCGGAUGGUUGUGGAGUCAAGUACAUCGCUAAUCGAGGCCCGCUGGACAAGUGGCGCGUUCUGCACGCCUGAGGUCUUCGACAGCACUGACGCCUUUGGCCACGCUGGUAUGACUUACUGCUUGUGAAUAUAAUUUACUUACUGGCAAAA
Hipposideros armiger (great roundleaf bat) is the source of this 755-nucleotide messenger RNA. RefSeq names its product 60S ribosomal protein L10-like. NCBI's taxonomy places the organism in Eukaryota, Metazoa, Chordata, Mammalia, Chiroptera, Hipposideridae. The transcript has a single exon. The record is from RefSeq and is a predicted model, not a curated record. Gene Ontology annotation, molecular function: structural constituent of ribosome. Gene Ontology annotation, cellular component: ribosome. Gene Ontology annotation, biological process: translation. Bases 33 to 677 code for a protein of 214 amino acids.